AUGGGUAGUAUCGUUUUCUCUCGAGAUGACCUUGUGGAUCCAGACUCCACUGUAGGAAAUGACUUCUUCAACUUCAAUGCCGAGCUUACGGAGCACGCAGUAAAACCCAAUUCAGCUGAUUUCUUCCCUUCUUUGCGUUGGUUAGACCCACAAGGUUUGAAAAAGAGGAUUGAAGAGAAGCAGGCACAAAUUCUUCAGAUCAUUGGUUCAUUCAUCGAGGAAAGGCGAUGCGUGACAAAGGACAUGGACAGGAACAUAGAACUCGCACACAACACGAAAAUGGAGAAGAAAAAGACGGAUUUCUUGGAUGUCUUGAUGGAAUUUGAAGGCAAUGGGAAGGAUGAACCAACUAAAAUUUCAGAUGCAAAUCUCACUGUCUUUAUAUUGGAAUUAUUUAUGGGAGCAACCGAGACGACAAGCACGACAGUAGAAUGGGCAAUGACAGAACUCCUCCACAAUCCAGAGACAAUGAAGAAGGCCCAAGCUGAGAUUACUCAAGUUAUAGGCCACGACAGGAAACUUGAAGAGAAUGACAUAAAAGACCUACCCUAUCUAAGCGCAGUAAUCAAAGAGACACUGAGAUUACAUCCUGCAGCGCCAUUACUGGCACCUCGGAUUGCUGUUACAGACACCGAGUUGAUGGGGUAUCGGAUACCCAAAGACACCAUGGUGUUGGUCAAUAUUUGGGGAAUAGCAAAGAACCCAAAUGUUUGGGGUGCUGAUCAUUUGUUGUUCAAACCAGAACGGUUCUUGAGCUCUAAUCUCGAAUACCGUGGACAGAAUUUCGAGUUUAUACCAUUUGGAGCAGGAAGGCGUAUUUGUCCUGGAAUCUCCAUGACUCAACAAAUGCUACCGCUGGCCUUAGGAUCACUCGUCCAAUCUUUCGAAUGGGUUCUUGAAAACGGCAUGACACCUGAUACAACUUGGGAGAAAGGAUGGGCAUCACAUUGCGUAAAACCAUUCCCUUGA
Molecule: messenger RNA, 969 nt
Organism: Papaver somniferum (opium poppy)
Lineage: Eukaryota; Viridiplantae; Streptophyta; Magnoliopsida; Ranunculales; Papaveraceae
Product: cytochrome P450 76A1-like
Exons: 2
Coding region: 1-969 (322 amino acids)
Molecular function (GO): monooxygenase activity; heme binding; oxidoreductase activity, acting on paired donors, with incorporation or reduction of molecular oxygen
Source: RefSeq, a predicted model, not a curated record